Messenger RNA from Saprolegnia diclina VS20, 1956 nucleotides. RefSeq lists its product as hypothetical. The record is from RefSeq and is a predicted model, not a curated record. Bases 123 to 1895 code for a protein of 590 amino acids. The transcript is spliced from 2 exons. Lineage: Eukaryota; Oomycota; Saprolegniomycetes; Saprolegniales; Saprolegniaceae.
CAAUCAGCGACCGAAUAGUUGGCACACGAAAGUGGCGCUCCAUCUCAAAAAUCCAAUUGCACAGCCGACGCGACCGCCCUCGACGCCUUCGACUCGACGCCCGACGACGACGACGACGCGCCAUGAAGAAGCAGCACCCGCAUGCAGGGAGCGACAAGCACACGGCCGACGCCGCCGCCACGAUGAGCUGGGACGCCUCGCUCGUGCCCCUCGAAGAAGGCUGGCUCGACAAGAUGGACACGACGCUCGCGACGACGGCCGACGCGUUCUUCCAUGACCUCGCCUGGUCCGACUCGGCCGACUCGCUCCUCGCGUCGCCCCAGCUCGGCGCCGUCAAGGCCCAUCCGCGGGCGAGCCUCACCGAGGCCGAGGCCGCGUUCCAGACGCCGACGAAAGACGGGGCGUUUGCGCUUGGCGCCCGCGCUGACGACGCGCUGCAUCUGUACAACAUCUCGUGCGACGCGCUCUUUGCGUCGUGCGACGCGACGACCGAAUCACCGCAGACGACGACCGACGCCGAGAGCCCGAGCCGGUUAUGGGGUGGCUGGGUCUGGGACGACCAGCGCAUCUUCUUUCAGGCCAUGAAGGCGAAAUGGACAGCGCGCGACGGCUUGCAGAAGCGGUGGGACCAACUCAGUAAGAAGAUUGCGACCAAGAGCGUGGACCAGAUCGAGGCGUUCUUCACCGCCAUUGUCGGCCAUGUACGCGCGCUGCUCAUGUAUGGCCAAGUCGCCAUGGACGUCCACGAGCCGGACGAGGUGCGCUUGGCUCUCAUUUGCUGGUACCGCCUCUUUGCGUCAACGCCCGUGAGCGGCGCCGACCUCGAGAACCCGACCCAGAAGCGCGCGAUCGUCCACCGCUUGACCACGUCGUUUCUCAAGAGCCGCAAGCAGAUGAUCGCGGCCAAGUCGGCGAAGAAGAAGACCGCAAAGGACCCCACCUCCCCCGUUCCUCCGGCAUCCACGACGCCACUGACCCCCCUCACAACGACGACGACGCCUGUCCACCAUCCAUUGGUGCGAAAGAAACGAGCCUUGCCGCUGGCCGAGGUCGAGGCCCCUGAGAAGCGGGUCCGACAUGUCCGCAGCCGGGAGUCGUCGCCAGCAUCGAGCCCGACGCCGGUGCGCGCGGCGUCCGUGGCGUCGCCUGCGUACGUGUACGACCUCACAACCCCGAGCAAGAAGCGCCAGAUCAAGGUGCGAUUGGUGCCGAUUGACAAGCGCACGCAAGCCGUCGUGAGCCAAACCGGCGCGAUGCCAAAAGUCGAGCUCAAGAUGAGCAGCAGCAAGCGCAUCUCGGACGUAUGCGACCACAUGAUGAAGAAGUGGGUGGCAGUGCUGCCGCUUCUGCCGCCACAUUCGACGCUUCGGGUCGUGCCCCUCGGCGACCGGCUGCACCCUGGCUGGGGCACGCAUGACAUUAGUGUCACAUGCCUCGACAUCUUCAACCACUGCCGGCAGAUCGCGACGGAUGGCCUCGUGGAUACAGUCACUCUCGAGUACCGCUGGGAGAUGGAAGUCAACGAUGAGAAUGCGUCGCCGUCGUUUCGAACGCCCAACAAGACUGAGUACACGACGCCGCAGCGGGUCAAGCUGCCGCGGCCCACAAACCUGACUGUUGAGAAGCCGAUCCCGGUACCAUUGGACUUGGACUUUCUGCCAUCGCCACACGAGCUGCCCGCGCGGGACCCGCACGACCCGCAGGUCACACUCAACUUUUCAACCGACUUCAACGGGUUCCUCGACGAAGGCCCCAGUGCGUGCUCGGCGCUCAUGGACUCGCUCGGUGUGCCACCGUCCAUAACGACAACACCGCGCAAGCCCACAAAGCGCAUCACACCGACGCUUGUGAAACCCGUGUUGCGGCUCGAGAUGCCGCCAUCGUCUGUAGUCUAGCCUUAGAAGCCCUCAACUUAACCUAUUCCUUGUAACCAUAGCAACCGAUUCCGAACCGUUA